AUGACGGUCCUUCAGUUCCUCCGGCACAAUUUCCUCCUCAUCUCUACACUUCUCGCUGUUGUCCUGGGAAUUGUUGCUGGGAUGGUGUGCCGGACGCUCAAGCCGUCCUCUGACACUAUUCAGCUGGUGCAGUUUCCUGGAGAUCUUUUCCUUCGUAUGCUGAAGAUGUUGAUGCUGCCUCUAACAGUAGCCAGUAUCAUUACAGGUCUGGGUAAUAUGAAAGGAUCAUCUGCCGGAAGGAUAGGUGUACUGUCUAUGGUUUGUUAUACAAGUACCUCUGUUGCUGCAACACUGGUUGGCUUGACAUUAGUCCUGACCAUCAAACCUGGAGCUUACUCUGACUCGUCGACAACCGAUGUAUUACACAAUAACGCUAUGGCAUCAACAAUGGACAUCUUCAUGGACUUAUUGAGAAACAUACUUCCUGACAACAUAGUUGCUGCUACUAUCCAACACUCACGCACUGAGAUGGUUGUUCAUGGAAUAAAGUUACAGGACGAUGGCAACUCUAGUUCUGGUAACCUGCAGGAAACUGGUGGUGAUUCCAGGAAGGUCAACCAAUCUGUUACGGCAAAGAAAACAGUGAUGGUUGAUGGGGCAAAUAUCAUAGGUGUACUUACCUACUGCAUUGUUUUCGGUGUGACUCUCAGCCAGCUAGGUCGUCGUGGAGCAGUGGUGACACAAUUCUUUACAGCCGUCAACAUCGUCACCUUCAAAAUGAUCAGACUUGUCAUGUGGUAUUCACCAAUUGGCAUACUGUUUCUCGUCAUGGGCCAGAUAUUGUCCACAACUGACAUGACGGAGACUGGACAAACACUGGCUAUCUACAUUGCAACUGAGUUGGCCGGAUUGGCAAUCCAUUCACUGGUGGUCCUUCCAGGCUUGUUUUUCAUCCUGACAAGAAAGAACCCAUAUGCCAUAUAUCUCAAAAGAACAUUAUUGGCCCAGGCGCUGUACUGA
Molecule: messenger RNA, 960 nt
Organism: Haliotis rufescens (red abalone)
Lineage: Eukaryota; Metazoa; Mollusca; Gastropoda; Lepetellida; Haliotidae
Product: excitatory amino acid transporter-like
Exons: 6
Coding region: 1-960 (319 amino acids)
Biological process (GO): L-glutamate transmembrane transport
Cellular component (GO): plasma membrane
Molecular function (GO): neutral L-amino acid transmembrane transporter activity; glutamate:sodium symporter activity; L-glutamate transmembrane transporter activity
Source: RefSeq, a predicted model, not a curated record